This is a messenger RNA of Lynx canadensis (Canada lynx), 5370 nucleotides long. RefSeq names its product solute carrier family 26 member 7 (gene SLC26A7). Gene Ontology annotation, molecular function: sulfate transmembrane transporter activity; bicarbonate transmembrane transporter activity; chloride transmembrane transporter activity. Gene Ontology annotation, biological process: transmembrane transport. The record is from RefSeq and is a predicted model, not a curated record. Gene Ontology annotation, cellular component: membrane. The transcript is spliced from 18 exons. Bases 402 to 2372 code for a protein of 656 amino acids. NCBI's taxonomy places the organism in Eukaryota, Metazoa, Chordata, Mammalia, Carnivora, Felidae.
AUAAGACUACAGUGAAUAUAAGGGGAAUUACUGGCGAAAGAGCUCUAGACCAGCUUAACACUGAACCCAUUACUUUUCCAAGAUCAGAAAAAUAUUAGACUAACAGGAACCAUUUCCCCGUCUUACUCAGAUAAGGAGUCAAGGUUUUAAUCUAUAGCUUUUAAUCUAGACUAAUUAGCUUCACCGUAAUAAGACAUACAGCCUGGCUGCGUAUAUUUAAGUACUUCUGUUAAUCUCUUUCCCUUUCUCCCUCUUUUAUUGAUUUAUUUUUCUGGAUAGCUUUGACAUUGUAAACCACGGACGAAUUGGAGCCUGGCAUUGAAAAGAGGUGUUCUGCAACGAUUUUUUUUUUUUUUUUUCUUGUCUAAAGAAGUUUACUUCUACAAGAGAGAAUCUGAAAAAUGACAGGGGCAAAGAGGAAAAAGAAAAGCAUGCUGUGGAGCAAGAUGCAUACCCCUCAUUGUGAAGACUUUAAACAGUGGUGUAGAAGGCGGCUACCUAUUCUGGAAUGGGCACCACAAUAUAAUCUGAGAGAAAACCUGGUUCCAGACACCAUGUCUGGGAUAAUGUUGGCAGUUCAACAGGUGACACAAGGGUUGGCCUUUGCUAUUCUCUCAUCUGUGCACCCCGUGUUCGGUUUAUAUGGGUCUCUGUUUCCUGCCAUCAUUUACGCCAUAUUUGGAAUGGGACGUCAUGUUGCCACAGGCACCUUCGCCUUGACAUCCUUAAUAUCAGCCAAUGCAGUGGAACGGCUUGUCCCUCUGAGCAGCCAGAACCUCACCACGCAGAGUAACACAAGCAUAGUGGGUUUAUCUGACUUUGAGAUGCAAAGGAUUGGUGUUGCUGCAGCCGUUUCCUUCUUGGGAGGUGUGAUUCAGGUGGCCAUGUUUGUGCUACAGCUGGGCAGUGCCACAUUCCUGCUUACAGAGCCUGUGAUCAGUGCCAUGACAACUGGAGCUGCCACCCACGUCGUGACUUCACAAGUCAAGUAUCUCUUGGGAAUAAAAAUGCCAUAUAUCUCUGGACCACUUGGAUUCUUUUACAUCUAUGCAUAUGUCUUUGAGAACAUCAAGUCUGUCCGACUGGAAGCACUGCUGUUAUCCUUGCUGAGCAUCGUGGUGCUUAUUCUGGUUAAAGAGCUGAAUGAACAGUUUAAAAGGAAAAUUAAAGUUGUUCUCCCUGUCGAUUUAGUUUUGAUUAUUGCUGCAUCAUUUGCUUGUUAUUGUACCAAUAUGGAAAUCACAUAUGGAUUAGAAGUAGUUGGUCAUAUUCCAAAAGGAAUCCCUCCACCUAGAGCUCCCCCAAUGAAUGUCCUCUCUGCAGUAAUCACUGAAGCUUUUGGAGUGGCACUUGUCGGCUAUGUGGCCUCCCUGGCUCUUGCUCAAGGAUCUGCCAAAAAAUACAAAUAUUCAGUUGAUGACAACCAGGAAUUUUUGGCCCACGGCCUCAGCAACGUGAUUCCUUCAUUUUUCUUCUGCAUACCAAGCGCCGCUGCCAUGGGAAGGACGGCUGGCCUGUACAGCACAGGGGCAAAGACGCAGGUGGCUUGUUUAAUAUCUUGCGUUCUUAUCCUGAUAGUCAUCUAUGCCAUAGGACCUUUGCUUUACUGGCUGCCCAUGUGUGUUCUCGCAAGUAUUAUUGUCGUGGGAUUGAAGGGAAUGCUAAUACAGUUUCGGGACUUAAAAAAAUACUGGAAUGUGGAUAAAAUUGAUUGGGGCAUCUGGGUCAGUACAUACGUAUUUACAAUAUGCUUUGCUGCCAACGUGGGGCUGUUGUUUGGUGUGGUCUGCACCAUAGCUAUCGUGAUUGGUCGCUUCCCAAGAGCAAAGACUCUGAGUAUAAAAAACAUGAAAGAAAUGGAAUUUAAAGUGAAGACAGAAACGGAUGGCGAAACUCUUCAGCAGGUGAAAAUUAUCUCAAUAAACAACCCACUUGUUUUCCUGAAUGCAAAGAAGUUUCAUGCUGAUCUAAUGAAUAUAAUCCAAAAGGAAAAUGCCAACAACCAGCUACUGGAUGAUAUCAGCAAGUGUGAACAAAACACGUUGCUCAAUUCUCUAUCCAAUGGCAACUGCAAUGAAGAAGCUUCACAGCCAUGCCCCAGUGAGAAAUGCUUUUUAAUCCUGGAUUGCAGUGGAGUAACCUUUUUUGACUAUUCUGGAGUCUCCAUGCUUGUUGAGGUUUACAUGGACUGUAAGAACAGGAGUGUGGAAAUAUCAUUAGCCCAUUGCACAGCUUCCUUGAUAAAAGCAAUGAAGUACUGUGGAAACCCAGACUCAGAGAAUCCAGUUUCUUUUGAAUCAGUAUCUGCCGCUUUAAGUAACAUCUAUUCAAAUAAGAAUUUGAGCAAACUCAGCGAUCACAGUGAAGUCUGAGACCCUGUUGCUACAGUACAGCUCUUGUCUUUAGCAACUGCCCUGAAGAGGCCAUACUCUGACAUUUUGCACACCCUUUUUUGUUGCUGAGAUCCUACAGAUGACCUCUACUAUAAAUACGAUGUGACUUAAUAACCGCAUAGCCACUGGUCAAGAUUCACCAGGAAAUUUCCUUAAUCUUUGUUAGUAAGUAGGUUAUCGUAGAGUUAUUUUGUAAAAAUUGGUAUGCAUUUAGUUUUUUCUGUACUGAGAGGCAAAUACAAAUUUAUUUCCUUUGCCACAGUAUUUUGUGUUGUUUUAUGUCUGUUUUGUUGUAAGUUAACUUGUAAAACUGAGAAAUACUUUGUCAUAAGAGAUUUAGAGCAUUUGCAAGCCAUUUGUAAAAACCCAGCAUCAUCUGUAACUAAUACAUAAAAACAACUUAGCUAAUGUGCCAUUUUCCCCUCCAAAAACAUAAAAAGGCCAUUAAACAUCAAUAAGAUUAAAUGUUUCUUUAUACAAUAUGAUAUGAAAUUCACAGAGAUGAAGUCAAACAAAAACAAAUGACAAACUAGAAUCCAUUGUUCUCCAUAUCUUUCCAUGAAAGGAAGUCUUCAGCAUUAUUUUCAAGAUAACUCGUAUCCCAAUGACCAAGUUCUUGAAAUUAGUCCGUUUUACUACGAAUAUUGGAAAUGCUUAGCCCAAAUUUCUGCAUUCCAACCCCAGAAAGUCUCUGUUUUACCUUAGGUUUUGUUGGAGCCAGAGCAUAUGGAAGUUGCAUAUUUUAUACUUUUUCACAAAUAUGAUUUUUAGAUGAGAAAAUAAAUACCACCAGUAGAAUAGCUUUGUCCUAUUCUAAUACAAUUAACUGUAGUAAUUUGGGACUUUCCUGUUUCAGAGAUACAAUCAAUAUAAUACAUUUAUCUCCUUCUGUCCAGAUAGAUAGAUAGAGAGGUCUCCAUAGGAUGUUUUUCUUUUGUUAGAGUAGGACUUGGAUAUGUGAUUAUCUGUAAAUCUACCAAAUCAGCAGGGUAAUUGACAAACACCACAGGCCAGGGUGACCUGAAUAAAUUAUCAUUUUCAUGCGUGUAUAUAUAUCUGCAAUCACAUACAAUUACAGAGGUUCAUAUUUUUAUCAGGUGAUUUGAUACACUUAUGAAGAAACUCAUUUUCGAAGAUAGGUCUAGGUAUAUAAUUAUGCUUACAUUUGAAAGUGUGGUAACUGUUCUUGAAAUUGCCAGUGUAACAAAGAGGCAGGCACUUUAAAGUGCAUUCAAAAAGUAGGGUGAAAACAAAAUUUAAAGACUGGCCAUUUGGGUAUUUUUGUGGGCAUCUGUAUGAAACUUCGACUCCCUGCCAAGUGAUGUAAUGGUCCCUAACAAAUGUGUGGUAAACGUUCACAUGGCCCUUAAUUUUCACAUUAAAUCAUAGGUAGCACAGUGCGUUAAAAUGAAAGGGAAUAAUAAAUGUUGUUAAUCUCAUAACUUACCCUACCAUUUCAAUUUCAGUUUUUUUGGUUGACAUGAACUAAAAAGAAAAGUCUUUGUCCCAAAGGAAGCCUCAAUCUUUUCAUCACUAAUUUGGAUCAAAAUGAGUGAGGCCAACCUUCAUUCUCAUCAAAUAUGGUUCCAAGAAAAAGAGGGGGUAAGAAUUAGAAGGAAAAUGUCCUUAGAGAAAGGAAUUUCACUCUGUUUUGUCCAUUUAAAUUAUCCCAAUGGUGGAUGGUGGCAGCUUUUACCAUCCGAAAUCCAUUGGUGUUGGCAUGUAAACAUAAGUCAAGGAAAGUUAAGAAAAGAAAAAAUAUUUUUGCUGUGUCUGAAUCAAUAUUUUGCUCUGUAGCUUUGGCCUAUAAUUAAAUUCAUGCACUGCAGGAAUUUUAUAAUUUGUUAGAGAUUAUGGACCAUGGAUGCCCUUCAAAUCAUUAUGGUUAAUCAAUGGGUGGUUUGUUCUAUUUUAUUGUUAAAGCUGACGCAAUACUGUCUGGGCAGGUGUAUUUGAAUGCAUUUCUAUGUUUAUACUAGAAGUUUAAUAGAUAAAACUUUAAAGCCAAUAACUUGAGUGUCAAAUGCUAAUAUUAUUUUUAAAGUAAAGGAAGACCAAACCAUACACCCUGUAAAGCUCUUUGUUCUAAGUCUUCUUCUGCAUCCCAAGGUCGCAAUGACCAUUAACAUGGAAGAAUUCCUUGCAAUUGAGUUCUGAGAGCCCAAAGUUGACUUUUAGUUUUAUACACACAAGAUUCUAAAAUAUACAUAUUUUAUGUAUUAUUUCAUAGCAAGCGUUAACAAAGGAACUAUAAAAUUAUCUUGAUGCUAGAAUGUUUCUAGUUGUGCUAAAUUAUUUUUAUGAGAUCACCUUAUUUUUAUAUAUGAUAAACUACUUCCAUAUUACUUAUUCUGGUAAAAUAAAAUUCGAAAAAAUUAAAACUGACCUAUAAGAGUGUUAAGGACCCAAUAGAGUGACAUAUAUAAAUUAAGCAUAAAAUAUGAAACCAGGAAAAGACCGUUAACAUUACAUUUAUGCAAAUUAAAUGCCCUUAAAUUUUACCAUUUAUCUUUCAUUUUAAAGGUUAUUUGCCCCCGAUUAUAUGAUUCAAGUGUUAUAAGGUCUAGCUUGAACUACUUUGCAAUAAUUUAUUUGACAGCUCUCUAUUCUAUAAAUGCGUAAUGUAAUGAGGAAAGAGAUCUUUCUUUUUUAAUGAAAACAUUAAUGUGUUAAUACCCUGUAUGGAUAAUGUUUGACAUUUAGUGGUUACCAAAAUAUAUUAGUAUGUUGUUGAACAUACAUAUGCCUUAGAAAUGCACGUUCUGUAUUCUGUGGGAGUUUGUUGCCAGAUUUCAAAUGAGUUCAGUGGUGCCUUCAUAAUCCAAAGAUUUUUAGUUAAAAAUCAUGUAGUCUAAUAUGCUGCACUUAUUUUUCUAUAUUUUUCAAUGCAUUUAAUCAUCUCUUUUAUAAUUCUUUGUACUAACUCAGCAUGUAACAACCAAUUUACAUGGAAAUAAAUUGAAAUAUGAUAACUAUU